Molecule: messenger RNA, 1311 nt
Organism: Ascochyta rabiei
Lineage: Eukaryota; Fungi; Ascomycota; Dothideomycetes; Pleosporales; Didymellaceae
Exons: 4
Coding region: 1-459 (152 amino acids)
Source: RefSeq, a predicted model, not a curated record
AUGUCGAAUUGGUUCGGUGACUUGCAGUUGGCGUACAAAUACGUCAUCGUCUUCUUGAUUCUCCUUGCGGCGACAAUUCUUGCUGGAUGCGUCAAGCUAUUCUUUGACCGCAGGAAGUUGCAGAAGCACGUCAAGAAAGACGCUGAAUCGGUUGGACCAAGGGAAGACACCGUGGAACUCAACCAGCGUGAAAAGGACGAGGGAGAUUUAUUCGGAAUUCGCGCCAUCGAGGCUGGUUUCUACGCUGGCGUCGCACAGUCGCGCCCAACUUCAAGAGCAGGGUCAAUCGCCGGCCACCCCAAUAUGAGCUCGUCCACUCUCGUUGCCAAUCCCAACUCGCCUCUGUUGAAGCCGCACUCGAAUGGAGGCAGCAUGGUUAGCUUGCCAUUGGCUGGAAAGAACAGCAAUCGCGACUCAGAAACGCUCCCAGACCGCAUAACCCUUACGACACCGCAGUAGACAUGUCUCUGAAUGUCCCUCCAUCCCCCGGUUUCCGUACACAGCCUACAACCUUCGGCGGCUUCGAUACCGAUAGUGACGGCAUCGUCUCUCCUCGCUCCACGUCGCCCCGGUCAGCUGACUUCAACCUGCAAUCGUACAAGCCAGCACCAUCCAUCCCGAUGCCUGACGCUCUCCGUGUCUCGUAUCACUCUGGCGAAGAAACAUGGAAGUCGCAAGCAGCGUCCUUCAAUGACCCAUCUCCUCGUCCGUCUCCUGGCCAGUCACCCACACCGCCUUCUCCUGGUCAUGCGCCUACGACUCGUCUUCCCACUUUGCCCGCGUCAGCUAUGAGGAACACCCCGUCACCGCCCGCGAUCCGCGUGGAAGAGCCGCGUAGGUAGCCACUUUCUCGGUGUGUUUCUUUGUAUAUUUUAGCAUGCAAUAGACGAUCUAUGGACUUCCCUUUCCUGACGAAAUUCGCAAGACUCUGAGCCUGAACGCUUCCUACUCAAGACGUCCGCACCGACUGCGGUUUCGACCCAUCAGCGUGAAGGCAGCGAUGCCAGCAGCGUGUACAGCGAGAACAGACAUAGUGCGUACCAGGCCCACCAGCCAUUCCCAUCUUUCGACCGCUCCAACUCGACGGCGUCGACAACGGGCCCAAGAGCACCGAGCCACCUUCUUGCUCUACCUGAAGGUGCAGCCAAAGAGGCUCGACUCAGCGAGUUCUACGAUGCAUACUACCGUCAAAGCCAGCUGUUAGGCAAUGACUCGGCGCCAAUUACAGUCGAUCGUCAGUCCACCAUUCUAGAAGUCGAAUCUCCUCUUCCGUCGCCACUACCGAACAAGACAUUCGGUCAAGCAGUGUAG